GGUCGUGCGGUGGUUUAGGGCCACGGGAAAAUGAGUUUUUGUGGGCAGUGGGGUGCUUGGGGUCAGGCACUGCGGGGAGGGGACAAAGAGCAGCCCUCUGGCACCCCCUGCAUUGCUCACAGAGGGCAGAUCCGGAUCCAGGCGCAGGGAGGGACACUGAGUCACGGCUGCACCACCGCCUCCACCACGCAGGUCCCAUCCUGCACCGCCAGUCCUGCAGGCAAUGUGAUGUGUGGGGCCGUGUGAGGUGCGCAGAGCUGUGCUGAGCACAGUGCCAUAGGGGUGAUGGCAUCGCCUAUGGGGCUGCACCCACCUCGGUGACACCGUUUAGGACACAUCCCACGCCCCUGGGACCUUCCUAUACCAUCUCAACUUGGGGUGCCUAUAGUGUCCACCCCAUCAGUGGCACCACAGUAGUUGUGGGGUACCCUCAGUGUCUCUGCUCCACAGGUGCUGGUGGCCGUGGCGGGCGCUGCUCCUGGCCUGGCUCAGCCUGAGCUGUGGCAUCAGCACCGCACAGGUGAGGGUUGGGGGCACCGGGCUGCUCCAGCCACACAUCAGCCCCAGCCAUGAUUGUCCCCUUCCUCCAUGCAGGUCCCAGCCCCAGGAGGAGCAAGGUGGGAUUCUGAGCCCCCCACCCACACUCGGCCCCGCCGGCAGCCAGCCCAGGGUGCGUGGGGGCCGUGGGGGCCAUGGAGUGUCUGCUCCAGCUCCUGCGGGGACGGCGUUGCGUUCCGCACCCGGAGGUGUCUGCGCUCUGCCGAGGAGGAGCCGUGCACAGGGGACCAGCGGCAGUACCGGCUCUGCCAGCUGCAGGGCUGCCCUGGCAGCUCGGUGCCGUUCCGUGCCAUGCAGUGCUCCCUAUAUGACGACAAACCCGUGCGGGGCAUGCAGACCCGGCACCGCUGGGUGCCCUUCUAUGGAGCCCCCAACGUGUGUGACCUCAACUGCUUGGCUGUGGGGCACAACUUCUACUACACCUUUGGCCGCGUGCUGGAUGGCACCCGCUGCAGGCCUGGCUCCACGGAUCUGUGCGUCGGUGGGCGCUGCCUGAGCGUUGGCUGUGAUGGGAUCCUAGGCAUGGGUGCACAGACCCGUGCCUGCAGCCGGUGCGGUGGCGGGCAGGAUGGGUGCCUCUUUGUGCACCGGCUCUUCCAGGACACGGAGCCCUUCUCCGGUGGAUAUCCCCUCAGGCCACAUUCUGCCCUGACUCCCUGCCCACCUUCAGGUCAUUUUGGGUACAUGAAUGUGACCAAGAUUCCCGCUGGAGCCACCAACAUCAAGGUGACGGAUAAGAGCCGCAACUUCCUUGGUAGGACGUGUUCUGUCCCCGUCCCAGUCCAUCCCAUUCCAUCCUAUGGCCAUGGGCAACUGUGCAGCACCACUCCCCCCCACUCUGAAUGCAACACUCCCCAUCUCAGGGCACUUCCAGAGGUGGUGGCUGUGAGUUUUGGCCAGUGCAGGGCCACUACGGGACCUGGGGGACUGGGGAGCUCUGCCCUUGGGAUCCAGCUGUGCCAUGGGACUUGGUCCAAAUCUGCCAUGGAUUUAACUCUCCCCCACACCCCACACACAGUGCUGCCCUCAAUGGGGGCUCGGUGCCCCCUCCCAGCCCAGCCUGGUGUGCCGGACCUGGGCCAUGCGUGGCUCAGCCCAGAUGUGCUCCUUCCCACAGCCCUGAUGGGGAGCGACGGACGCUACGUGCUCAAUGGGGACUGGUCCAUCGCCUGGCCGGGGCCCUACGAGGCAGCUGGCACACAGCUGCUCUACGCCCGCAGCCCUGAUGGCACCGAGAGUCUGGAGGCACCAGGACCCACAGAUGAGGACCUCCAUGUGCUGGUGCUGCUGCAGGAGCCCAACCCAGGCAUUGAGUAUGAGUUCUGGCUGCCCCGUGGGCAUCCCCAGCACAGCACGGUGGACACCAGUGCCCUGCGGCAGCCCCAGCCCCGUGGGGCCGGCAGCCCCCCACCCGCUGAGCCCCCACUUCCCACACUGCCACCCAGGGCCUGGGACCCCAUCACAGAGCCACUGCCACCGCGAAGCCCCCCUGGGGUCAGAGCUGCUGCAGGUGACCUCCCACAUCCUCCCACACCCCUGGGCUCAGCAGGCGGGGGGCAGGGCAGAGGGGGCAACACCUGGCGUGAUGCCCCACUCAGUGCACCCCACUCCCACCCUGCAGUUUUCCGAGCACGGAUCCUGGCACGGCGCUCGGUGGGGCAGGAGAUGCGCUACGAGGUGCAGGUGGUGACGCCGUACCGGCACCGCUUCCCCAUGGUACCGCGGGAGUACGUCUGGGUGCCCGACACGUGUGGCUGCCCCACGCUGCUGGGGGGCCACGAAUACGUGCUGAUGGCACGGCGGCACGUCAACUACGAGCACACGUUGAACCGCAUCCUGCUGCAGCGUGACGGCUACGCACGGCCGUGGUCACCCCGCGAGGAGCGCGCGGUGCGGGACGCGGAACGGCACUGUGCCCACCUGCAAUGAGGCUGCAGGGAUGGGGGAUCCUAGGAGGGGGAUGGGCGGAUGGGAUCCUUCCUGCUGUGCUCUGGGACCUCAGCAGCCCUCGGCAUGGCCAUGGGGGGUGGUG
Molecule: messenger RNA, 2590 nt
Organism: Phasianus colchicus (ring-necked pheasant)
Lineage: Eukaryota; Metazoa; Chordata; Aves; Galliformes; Phasianidae
Source: RefSeq, a predicted model, not a curated record